GGGCGGGGUGCUCGCCGCCCAGGUCCUGGCAGCUUACAAAAAAAAUUUAGAAAUUAGUUUUCAUAUACUAAUAUGACACCUCUCCCUAUUGUUUACGAGUAAUUUAAGGGGAAAUGACCAUCCUGGUAAGACUUCAGGGUGCGAGGACGUGGGCCGGCCGACGGACGGGAGAGUGAGGCGCACCGCUGCCAGGACCUGAGAGGGGUGGAGUACAUCGCUGCCAGGACCCGGGAGGGGACGCGCGCACCGCUGCCUGGACCUUCCCUGGAAGAGCGUUGCUGCCGGGACUCCGAAGGAGGAGCGCGGACCCCUGCCAGGACUUUGUAACGGGAGCACGGCUGCCAGGAUCCCAAGGAGUGAAGCACACCUCUGCCAGGACCCUGCGUGGAGCGCACCGCUGCCAGGACCCUGCGUGGGGCGCCCCGCCGUCCCCGCCCCGCGCGUCCCAGUCGCCAUCCUGGUCCACGUCCUAGGCUCUCCGGCUGUGUUCUCCAUCCCCGUCCCCGGUCUCCGCCGCGUCUCGGGCCGGCCUCGCCCGCACUCCCUGGUCACCGUCCCUCCGCCCGCGCCCUUCCCGAGGGCCUCCGCCGCCGCCGCCCUGGCGCUGCCCGCCGAGGCCGCCUGCGCCCUGUGCCAGCGCGCGCCGCGAGAGCCGGUGCGCGCCGAUUGCGGCCACCGCUUCUGCCGGGCGUGCGUGGUGCGCUUCUGGGCCGAGGAGGACGGGCCCUUCCCGUGCCCCGAGUGCGCCGACGACUGCUGGCAGCGCGCCGUGGAGCCCGGCCGCCCGCCGCUCAGCCGCCGGCUGCUGGCGCUCGAGGAGGCGGCCGCUGCGCCCGCGCGCGACGGCCCGGCCUCCGAAGCGGCGCUGCAGCUGCUGUGCCGUGCCGACGGGGGCCCGCUGUGCGCCGCCUGCCGCAUGGCCGCGGGGCCCGAGCCGCCAGAGUGGGAGCCGCGCUGGAGGAAGGCGCUGCGCGGCAAGGAGAACAAGGGUUCUGUGGAGAUCAUGCGGAAAGACCUGAAUGACGCCCGGGACCUGCACGGCCAGGCUGAGUCUGCUGCUGCCGUUUGGAAGGGACACGUGAUGGACCGCAGGAAGAAGGCCCUGACCGACUACAAGAAGCUUCGGGUCUUCUUUGCCGAGGAGGAGGAGCGUUUCCUGCAGGAGGCGGAUAAAGAGGAGGGGUCCGCAGAGGACGAGGACACAGACCCGGCCGAGCGCUUUGGGUCACUGCUGCAGGCUGUCUCGGAGCUGGAGAGGAGGCACCGCAACCUGGGGCUCAGCAUGCUGCUUCAGUGAUGUCCUGCCCUCUGCUGGCUCCAGACGGUAACAGCUCCAUCCACCCUGGCCUGUUGCCCAGCAGUUCCUCCAUCACCUCCUCCUGGACCCGCAAUGACCUUCACCCAUGAGGGUCUGCACCGAGGUGCACACGCAGGACGCAUACCACGGGUGGCCACCUUGGGUGGGCCAAGACUGCCCCUAGCAGUGUCCCUGUUCCCUUUCCCUGUGGGUAUUCGUGGUCCCCAGGCUGUAACCGUUUUACCGUAGAGACCUGUAGCUACUGGUGGGUACUGUUGACCCCAAUGUAUCACGACUCUUCAUAAAAUUCUCGUCACUGUCA
Molecule: messenger RNA, 1619 nt
Organism: Leopardus geoffroyi (Geoffroy's cat)
Lineage: Eukaryota; Metazoa; Chordata; Mammalia; Carnivora; Felidae
Gene: RNF187
Product: ring finger protein 187
Exons: 4
Coding region: 917-1297 (126 amino acids)
Source: RefSeq, a predicted model, not a curated record